Vicia villosa (hairy vetch) is the source of this 1714-nucleotide messenger RNA. RefSeq names its product BURP domain-containing protein 5-like. The record is from RefSeq and is a predicted model, not a curated record. The transcript has 3 exons. Lineage: Eukaryota; Viridiplantae; Streptophyta; Magnoliopsida; Fabales; Fabaceae. The coding region runs from base 49 to 1536 and encodes 495 amino acids.
UAAAUGCUACAUGCGUCUUUGUUUUCAUUUCACCUUCAUUGAUCCAAUAUGAAGUUUCAUUUCUUUCACAUUAUUACUUUUCUCAUGCUUCUGCUAGUGGCAACUAAUGCAGAAACGUUACCGAUGACAAAAGUCAUCACUAAUCUGCUACUCCCUAGUUCAGAUGGUGGAGUCAAAAAGGACUACUAUGAUGGAGGUGAAGCUCGAGAUAAGACUGAUGAAAUUUCUAAAAAAUUACCUAAUGGGUUCCGUUAUCAUCAUGCUGCAAGCGAACUUGAUGUCAAUUCCAGAGAUUUACUUAAUGGGUUCCGUUACCAUCAUGCUGCAAGCAAACCUGAUGUCAAUUCCAGAGAUUUACCUAAUGGGUUCCGUUACCAUCAUACUGCAAGUGAGUCUGGUGUAAAUUCUGGAGAUUUACUUAAUGGGUUCCGUUACCAUCAUGCUGCAAGUCAGCCUGAUGUAAAUUCUGGAGAUUUACCUAAUGGGUUCCGUUACCAUCAUGCUGCAAGUGAGCCUGAUGUAAAUUUUGGAGAUUUAUCUAAUGGGUUUCGUUACCAUCAUGCUGGAAGUAAGCCUGAUGUAAAUUCUGGAGAUUUGUCUAAUGGGUUCCCUUACCAUCAUGCUGCAAGUAAGCCUGAUGUAAAUUCUGGAGAUUUGUCUAAUGGGUUCCCUUACCAUCAUGCUGCAAGUAAGCCUGAUAUAAAUUCUGGAGAUUUACCUAAUGGGUUCCGUUACCACCAUGCUGCAAGUAAGCCUAAUGUAAAUUCUAGAGAUUUACCUAAUGAGUUCCGUUACCACCAUGCUUCAAGUAAGCCUAAUGUAAAUUCUAGAGAUUUACAUAAUACUGCAAGUGAGACUCAAUUGCAUGAUAAACCAAAAGCAACAAUCUUCUUCUUUGAAAAGGACUUGCACCAUGGGACAAAAUCAUACUUUCGAUUUGCCAAGACUAAUCCAAAUAAUGAAGCAAAAUUCCUUCCUAGAGAAUUUGCUAAUUCAAUACCUUUUUCAUCCAAAAAGUUGGAAUACAUACUUAACAAACUGAACAUCAGGAAAGGGUCAAAGGCUGCUCGUAUUGUGAACAACACAAUCACUGACUGUGAAGUUGAAAGCAUCAAAGGAGAAGAAAAGCUUUGUGUAACAUCAUUGGAGUCCAUGAUUGAUUUCUCUAUUUCUAAAAUUGGGAAAAACCUUGAAGCUGUUUCAACAGAAAUGUACAAAGAGAGUGACUUUCAACAAUAUACAGUAAUAACACAAGGAGUGAAGAGAUUGGGGGAGAAUAACAAAGCUGUUGUGUGCCACAAACAGAAUUACCCUUAUGCAGUGUUUUUUUGUCACACAACAGAUACAACUAAAAUUUACUCAGUGCCUUUGGAGGGUGUAGAUGGAAGCAGAGUUAAAGCUAUUGCUGUGUGUCACGGUGAUACAUCACAAUGGAACCCAAAGCACUUUGCAUUUCUAGAACUCAAAGUUAAAGUUGGGACUGCUCCAAUUUGCCACCUACUACCUCAGGAUCAUGUUGCUUGGAUUGCAAAGUAGAACCAUCAUGUUGCUUGGAUUGCAAAGUAGAACCACAUUUUCUUUUCAUUUACGCAUUUAGGUGUGUUGUGUUUGCUAUGAUGUAUUAUUACAAGUGUGCUCUUUGUUUUACUUUGAUGUCUUUACUAUGAUGUACUACAUGUGUGCUAAAUAAAGUUGCUUUUAUGUUAUGACUCAA